AUGCAAAGCUCGUAUGGAAGACCGCCAACACAUGGCAUUCAAUCGCCCCAGCCUCAGUACGCGGCUCAGUACGGCGGGUACAAUCCGACGCCUGUUUCCGCUAAUGCCAUGGGCUCAAUGGGCACGAUGGGUGGUGGAGCCGGGGCAACCAGCGCAGGCGAUUUCGGGUAUGGCGACAUGAACAGCGGCGAGCGGCUGUCUACAGGCAUUCUGGCGGCAUUUAGCACGUCCGGGUAUCCUGGAGAGCCUCCGCUUCUCGAAGAACUCGGCGUUAACUUUGGACACAUUCUACAAAAGACAAAAUCAGCAUUGAACCCGUUUAGCGCGAUCGAUCAAAACAUCAUGGACGACUCAGAUCUGGCAGGGCCUUUUCUUUUCUUCCUCCUGUUCGGCCUGUUUCUUCUACUGAAUGGUAAAGUGCAUUUUGGUUAUAUUUAUGGCGUCAGCCUGGUGGGCACAUUUUGGCAGUGGCUGAUUCUCAAUCUGAUGGCCCUCAAAAGUAUCGACUUUACUCGCACAAUGUCCGUACUCGGCUACUGUAUGCUGCCGCUGGUCGUCAUCUCUGCACUCGGCGUGGUGUUCCCUCUCGACAACCUGGUUGGAUACAUUAUGGGUAUGGCCGCUAUCUGCUGGUGUACCUACUCUGCCUCUGGGUUUUUUGUUAGCUACUUGCAGCUUUCGCAAAUGAGAGUCCUUGUGGCGUAUCCAGUGGGCUUAUUCUACGGUAUCUUCAGUCUCAUGACCCUGUUUGCUGAAAAAACCGUCGCAAAGACCUAA
This is a messenger RNA of Wickerhamiella sorbophila, 777 nucleotides long. RefSeq names its product Protein transport protein yip1. The record is from RefSeq and is a predicted model, not a curated record. The transcript has a single exon. Lineage: Eukaryota; Fungi; Ascomycota; Dipodascomycetes; Dipodascales; Trichomonascaceae. Bases 1 to 777 code for a protein of 258 amino acids. Gene Ontology annotation, cellular component: trans-Golgi network; membrane. Gene Ontology annotation, biological process: endoplasmic reticulum to Golgi vesicle-mediated transport; vesicle fusion with Golgi apparatus.